AUGGAUAAGUUUCGAAUUAUGGUCCAGUUUUUGCAAGCCAACCAAGAGUCGUUCAUGAAUGGCAUCUGUGGGAUCAUGGCUCUGGCAAGUGCUCAGAUGUAUUCCUCAUUUGAGUUCACCUGUCCUUGUCUUCAAGACUACAAUUAUGCGUAUGGAAUCGGCAUUCUAAUCGUUCCGCCAAUAUGGUUCUUUUUACUUGGAUAUGUACUUAACAACAACAUAUCAGUGUUAACUGAGGAAUGGAAGAGACCGGUUGGAAAACGCAGGAAAGAUCCGGCGGUUUUGCGCUACAUGUUCAGCUCCAUGACGCAGCGCGCUCUCAUCGCUCCAACUGUAUGGGUAGCCGUGACUUUAAUGGAUGGCAAGAGCUUUUUGUGUGCUUUCAGCUCCACGACGGAUUUAUCUGAGUUCCUCAACGAGAGCUAUCCAAGCUUAUCCAAAAAGGAGCUUCUGAAAUUACAAGCAAGGAUUCCAUGCAAAGACGUAUUUGAUGGGCAUGAGAUUAUUUCCAGAGAAGCAGCCACUAGGUACAUUCGCUGUUUGUCACAGGCCUGUGGAUGGACCUUUUUAAUGGUAAUAACUAUAGCAGCCUUCUUGAUAAGGGCGAUAAGACCUUGUUUCACACAAGCCGCUUUUCUUAAAACCAAAUAUUGGUCGCACUACAUUGAUACAGAGCGCAAACUAUUCGACGAAACAUGCAAAGAGCACGCCAAGAGCUUUGCUAAGGUCUGCAUACAGCAAUACUUCGAGAGUAUCAGUGGUGAAAUUGUUCCACAGUUCCAGCUACCCACAAAGAAAGGGAAAGGCAACAAAGAUGAUGAUGGGGAAAACCAGAAGAGUGACGAGGAGAAGAUUCUUGGGAUCCGUAAAGAAGAAGACAUGAAUAAAGUCCUGUGGAACUGGCAUACAUGUAAACCCGCACUAUUUCUGAACAAACACGCUCAAAAUAUGACUAUGAAUGGACAUGCACACUUGGAUACACUCACCCUCUCAGAUGAGCACUACACUCACACACCUAUGAAAAACACAGCUGUGGCAUACUACUCCAAAGUCUGACUUCAUGGUGUAAUCUUAGUCUGGUAUAGCAGUACUCACUGUCAAGAUCUCAUUUCUAUUUAUUGCAUGCCAUUUCUUAUUUAAUAUCCUCCUGAGACUCAGUAGUCAUUCAAUCGAGUCACUGUUAAAUAAUAGGAUAAUAUGGGCUUUUCCAUGAUAACACAAAGCAAAGUGCAGGUGUGACCAAUAUGACAACAAUAAUAUAAUGAUGAUGACGAUGUUAAUAAGGAAUGUCACUCUUUUUCUCUACUUCUUAUGCAGCAAAUUAAGGUUUACUAAAAUUAAGUUAUAGCUAAAAGUUAAAUUCAGGAGGAGUUUGUUAAUGUAAUCAGUCAUAGGAUAUCAAGGACAUAUCAGCAGCUGCUAACGUCACUCCGGGGGUAAUUUUUACAGUAUUUAGCCUCGCCCACUAACAGCAAGUUGCUAUGGCUGCUAAAGCGAUCAAAGUAGUUUACCACAUGGUAAAUUAUGUUUCCCACAGUCACAGACAAUGUUAUUGUCCAACAGAAGCUGCCACAGCAGUUUGCAACUGCAUAGCUUG
Molecule: messenger RNA, 1597 nt
Organism: Sinocyclocheilus grahami
Lineage: Eukaryota; Metazoa; Chordata; Actinopteri; Cypriniformes; Cyprinidae
Gene: calhm1a
Product: calcium homeostasis modulator 1a
Exons: 2
Coding region: 1-1056 (351 amino acids)
Cellular component (GO): plasma membrane
Molecular function (GO): monoatomic cation channel activity
Source: RefSeq, a predicted model, not a curated record